This is a messenger RNA of Aureobasidium namibiae CBS 147.97, 3513 nucleotides long. Its product is annotated as DNase I-like protein. Gene Ontology annotation, molecular function: phosphatidylinositol-4,5-bisphosphate 5-phosphatase activity; protein binding. The record is from RefSeq and is a predicted model, not a curated record. The coding region runs from base 1 to 3513 and encodes 1170 amino acids. NCBI's taxonomy places the organism in Eukaryota, Fungi, Ascomycota, Dothideomycetes, Dothideales, Saccotheciaceae. The transcript is spliced from 3 exons. Gene Ontology annotation, biological process: phosphatidylinositol dephosphorylation.
AUGGCCAUCGACGACCAGGUCACGGAUGAAUCGUCCAUCAAGCCUGUGUCGUCGCUGCGCUCGCGCUUCGAGAACCUGACCACAACACAACCUCCACCUAUACCUACGCCGUCCUCCAACCUGCGCAGAUCGCUUGACCUUCCGCGCCCACUUCCGUGCACAGAUGGUGUGCCUGACAAGACUCCCCAAGGACUGAAGAAAGCGAAGCCUCCUCCGCCCAGACCUCGACCUGUGUCGACAGCAUACCCCUUGACUCCCCGUCAUUCUCCUCCCUCUGUCAGCGUACAAUCACCUGCCUCUCCACCUCGCAGCGUCAAUGUCCGCGUCACCAAUGCGACUCCCUCAAAGUCCCCUCCUACUUCGACCUUGUCUACUCCCGGCUCUACAAAUGCUUCUCCAGCAGGUUCCGUCCGUCAUUUUCGCACUCCAAGUCGAGUAACAACGCCUGCGCUAGAGGCUCGCAUGUCGGCUUUCCUGCAGGCCUCACAAUCGAACGAUGCAUUGCCCGAGAGUCGUCCUCAAUCAAAUGGCGAAUCAAGGCCGAAGAGCCCCAACUUUGGGGGUCCGCCUCCUGUGAAUCGUGCUGGCAAGCCUAAACUCGGUGGACUGGCUUCUGCGAGUGUCGAGAGUCUAGCACCUCUGAACGCAGCUAGGACCGGAAACAGUCAAGUCUCGCCAUUUGGCACUCCUCCAAGCAGUUCCGAGACGACUCCACAUACCGAACACGUUGCUCCUUCUAUACCGCUUGACUCGAAGCCUAGGAACCAAUCUGUCUCACAUGGAUAUUUCGCCGGUGUCGUGGCUCCUAGGCCUGCUCCUGUGCAACCUCGAAAUCCCUCUCCCAAGCCUCUGAGCCGCUCAUACGACUCAAAUGCUUUCCAUCCCUCUCGCCUCCACAUGAUACCCCAAAGAGCGGCAGUUCCAGCCCAGGAUGGUACUAAUGAAGAGGAAGAUGCACCGGUGCUGCCUCCUCGUCCUGAGCGCGAACUACGUUCUGGACGCACCAGUCCCACCCGCUUCAACAACAAAAUCCCCGCCCGCCAGUCUUUGGAUCUCCCACGCCGGCCGAGCGCAUUCGCUGCUACUACAGACAGUACCAUGAUGCCACCUCCGCGCCGUGGUCAACCACUCCCACUUCAAACGUCUGCCUCUGCGCUGUCACAAGGCUUCGAUAGAAGGCACUCGACCACGCCCGCUGCCACUCCUUUGAGUAGCAAGCCGCCGCCUCCUGCCAUUCCAGCCCCUCGUCGCUCGGUAGAUACUCGUCGUGAGGAUCUCAGGAGCAUUCCGUCCACUCCUCUGUUAACACAUCAUGCCGACGAUGUGGAAGACCCUCCUGUCAACUACCCUGGUGGCAAUCCUCAGGACUUUCCGGAUGCUUCACAAGCAAAUAGGCGUCCUCCACGAUUCAGAACCCGUCCUUGGGAGAUUCACACAGGAUAUGAUACUCGCACCUUUGCAGUAUGCGGAGAUUUAGUGUGCACAACGGGCUACAUUACGCGUGUGUGGAGUCUGCGCACUGGCGAAUCGUGUCUGACUCUAUCUCAUGGUGAUAACGUCAAGGUAACUGCAUUGGCUUUUGCGCCAACAGCGGAUGCAGAGCAUGAAGGGCGACGGCUCUGGCUCGGUACGAAUAUCGGCGAGAUUCAUGAAGUCGACAUUCCUAGUCAAUCGAUUGUCUAUACCAAGUCCAACGCGCAUCCUCGACGAGAGAUUAUCAGAAUCUUCCGCCAUGCUUCCGAAUUAUGGUCUCUGGAUGACGAUGGAAAGCUCAAUGUCUGGUCGCCUCGCUCCACAGGUAUGCCCAGCCUGGAGACCGUGCCAACAGCUUUCAGAGCCAUGCGUGGACACUCGUGUUCAGUCAUUGUUGGCGGUCACCUAUGGCUUACCGCGGGUAAAGAAAUCAGGGUUUUCAAACCGAGUGCACCUACCGAAGCUGCUUUCAAUGUUUUGCAGAAGCCGUUGUUUGCAGAAGGUGCAGGCGAUAUCACUGCUGGAGCUAUCAUCCCCAGCAAACCGGACUUGGUCUACUUUGGACAUGCUGAUGGAAAAGUAUCUGUCUUCCAACAUCGCGAUUACAAGUGUAUUGGUGUAUUUAGCGUCAGCCCGUACAAGAUCAGCUCUCUAGCAGGAGCAGGAGACUAUCUCUGGGCUGGCUACACUGCGGGUACCAUAUUCGUAUACGACACUGCUACAACGCCGUGGCGGGUCGUCAAAGACUGGGUGGCUCACGACAAUCCGAUUUGUAGUAUCAUAACGGAUACGCAGAGCAUCUGGAAGAUGGACAAUCGCCUGCAGGUUGUGAGUCUCGGCCUUGACAAUACCAUCAGACUAUGGGAUGGUAUGCUUCGUGAAGACUGGCUCGAGACCAAGAUGCAACAGACCGACAAUGAAUUCUGCUCCUUCGAGGAAGUCACUGCUGGGGUGCUUACAUGGAAUGCUGGCGCUGUCAAGCCCAACCAUCUGAAAGGUAGUGAGAGAGACGCUGCCUUCUUCAAGGACUACUUUUCUUCGCACACUCCUCCGGAUAUUCUUGUUUUUGGCUUCCAAGAGCUGGUAGACCUGGAGAACAAGAAAGUCACAGCUAAGAGCUUUUUCAAGAGUAGAAAGAAGGACCCUACGGAGCAAGAGCACAUGUCGCAUCAAUACAGAGCUUGGCGAGACCAUCUUACUAGAUGUAUUGAAGACUUCAUGCCGGCCAACCAAGGAUAUACCUUGUUACACACGUCAAGCAUGGUUGGUCUAUUCAGCUGCGUCUUCGUCAAGACGUCACUUCGAGCCCGUAUCAAGCAAGUGCACACCGCAGAAGUCAAGCGAGGUAUGGGCGGUCUGCAUGGAAACAAGGGUGCUUUAAUCAUCCGCAUGAUCCUGGACGACAGUUCAGUAUGCCUGGUCAAUUGUCAUCUUGCUGCAGGACAAACUCAAACGCUUCACCGCAAUAACGAUAUUGCUGCCAUUCUCGAGGCUGAAUGCCUUCCGGUAGCAGCUGUAAGCAAUACAGCGGGCACCUUUGUAGGUGGUGGUGAUGGCAGCAUGAUCUUGGACCACGAGAUUUGUAUCCUCAACGGAGAUCUCAACUAUCGUAUUGAUGCGAUGCCGCGAGACACGGUCGUGCGCGCUGUCAACGAUAGGAAUUUGGCGAAGCUGCUCGAACGCGAUCAACUUUUGCUGUCGCGCAGGAAGAACCCGGCGUUUAGACUACGCGUGUUCCAGGAGAUGCCAAUCACGUUCGCGCCGACAUACAAAUACAACGUUGGUACUGACGAUUAUGACACCAGCGAGAAGAAGCGAGCUCCAGCAUGGUGCGACAGAGUACUCUACAGAGGCUUAGGCAGGGUCAAGUGCGAGGAUUAUAGGCGAUGGGAGGUCAGAGUCAGCGACCAUCGGCCAGUUAGUGCACGAUUGAAGAUCCGCAUCAAGAAGGUCGAUGAACAUCGACGAGCAGCGGCAUGGAGCCGACGAGAGAAGGAGUUUGAAAAGUACAGUGAACGGAUCGCUGGCGAGGCCAAGUAA